AUGGACGUGUAGUUGACGAUUAACUCGCACACGUGGAGGACAGGGCAGCUCAUCCGGAUCCGAGCCUUCAUAAAAUAUCUUACGUUGUAGACAUGUUGUUUCAUGGACCUGUGGAAUAAUUAAUAAGACUUUAGGUAUCAAAACCUUCGCGAAAAAAAAAAGAAUAUGCAUUUCUGAAAGGUACAGAAGUGAGGCCCCGAGUUUUGGAAGCAACAAGUGUUAUUACCUGCAGCUCUGUACGUCAUCAAAGGCCAGGUAAUACUCCCAUCGGAAAAUUCCCCAGCACAGCGUUCAUCUCCGACAGAAGUGCUGGUGUUACCAAUGGCAGCGUCUGAUGGGAGCGCCAACAGCACCCUCGAUUUCCCUGCUGCCUGCUUUUCUGCUGACUGCUCACAGGGCGGCUGCUGCGAUGGCGGAGGCGGGAGGGAGCGACCCGAGGGCAAACAUGACGUUAACAGGACGCGUCCAAAGACAAGGGGAAAGGGCAUUGUCCUUGCAUCAACGGAGCGAGGGGCGUCUAAAGGCUCGGAAAACACGUCGGGAAACAGGAAAGACGAUAGGGCCGCGUCGGGUAAUUUGCUCCUGACGGAGGAGGGCCAAGGAGGGGAAGCUCGUGUUCCUUUGGCGGUUGAGUCUCCGAGAAAUGCUCUUUCUCCGGACGUCGGCUCCUUCGGUCUCCUGGUCGGCUCUCCAAGCAAGAGCCGCUUCGUCGAAGACAGAGAAAUUCCAGCCAUGGUAUUCCUGAGGACGGACGCUUCCGAUGUGUAUUCUUGCUUGCUUGCUCAAGUCCUGUCGCGGGGACGCCCACCGACUCCAUCCACCCAGAGAAACACGGCGGAAGCGCUUGCGACCCCGGCCCGUGCGACCGCUGGCCUACCAUUUGGUGAUCGUUGCCCACGCGAUCCCAGCGUCGCUUGCCUUACCCGGGGUCGCACCGUGGCUUCUCGGCAGGACUUCUCAGACAGGACGACGCCAUUUAGUGUCCACGCCGUCCACAGUGCCUGUAAGCUUGCGCCGCCUUCUCCAGGGUCACCCGGGCCUUUGAAUAUUGCCUUCAGUCCAGCCGGUUCUGGGUCCAGUUCGGUCACAACUGCUCCUCGACGUCCCACAACACAGCCGGCCCUCCCUCGCGUGCCUGAAUGUUUCAACCCCGAGACACCUACUGAGGGCGUCCAGUCAGUCGAAAGGACGUCAGCUAGAAGUACCACAGCAGGAAGGACAACAAGAAAUACUACAACAGGAUGGACAUCAACAAGAAAUACUGCAACAGGAAAGACGUCAGCUGGAAGUCCCACAACACGAAGGACGUCAGCUAGAAGUCCCACAACACGAAGGACGUCAGCUACAAGUACCAGACCAGGAGGGGCAUCAAACGAAAGGACAUCAGCCGGAAGGAAGUCACCGGGAAGCAACAGAAAGAGAACCAUUCGACACCAAAGCGUCUUCACGCAGGAAUCCGACCUCAUGACCUGCCCUUCCUUCCUGAGGACAUCGCUGGCUUGGUGGACCUUUUCCCGCAGCCGAUUGCCUCAGGCUGCUGGGCGGGGUCUCUUGGCCUGGUGCUUGUGGGCGGGCGUGUGGGCGUCGCUCUUGGUCGGGGGCGCCUCUGUCAUCCCGUCCUCCAACACCACCUUCGCCCUGCAGAAGUACCAGGCUGAUAGAGCUCGAUGUUUGGGUUCAGGCCGAUGUGACGAAACGUGCCCCCCUGAGUACUAUAAGCACGAGGAAAACGGCUGUCUCACGGAGGACGAGUGUCUCAACCUGCAUCAGCUGCUCUACCACACGCCCGAGGGCAACUAUUGCGUCAUCACUUGUCCGAAACAUUACGAGACUGAGGGAAACACGUGCCGGAAGUCAGAGGUAUGUCGAAGCAAGAGGAUUGUGAACCGAGUGAGCAACUUGCGGAGUCUGGCCGGUUGCAGAGUCAUCGAGGGCAACUUGCAGAUUGUUUUGAUCGAAGGCGCAACCGAAGAGGACUGGAAGAACUGGUCUUUCCCCGAACUCGUCGAGAUCACCGAAUUCCUGCUGGUGUAUCGGGUCCGAGGCUUGACGUCCCUGGGGCAGCUCUUCCCUAACCUGAGCGUCAUCCGGGGCAGCGUCAGGCAUCAGGGUUACGCCCUCAUUGUCUACGGCGUGAAUGAUCUGGAGGUCAUCGGUCUGUACUCCCUCACGAGGAUCCUCCAAGGAAGCGUCAGGAUACAGAAUAACUUCCACCUGUGCUACGUCCACACCGUCGACUGGUCGCUGAUCACAGGGCCGGGAGCGGAGAACGUCUUCAAGAAUAACAAUGAAUACCUGUAUCCACUGUGUGACGAGAGCUGCCCCGAGCGAAACAACAUGCGAAGGUGUUGGGAUAGCACACACUGUCAGCGUGUGUGCCCUACGGAGUGCCAAGGCGAAUGCACGGACACGAAUGAGUGCUGCCACGACUUCUGCGCAGGAGGCUGUUCACGUGCCAAUAAGGCCGAAUCUUGCCAUGCCUGUAAGGACUACUCACAAGGCCACACGUGUGUCCGUACUUGCGGCAAGGGAUAUUAUAAGUACGGCGGGUACAGGUGCGUGACCAUGGGCGUGUGCGUCAAGAAACUGCACGGAAUUCUCUUGCACAAAUCAGGCGACGGGAUGGACGAGUGCGUUGACCAGGGAGAGUGUCCGGCGAAGUACUACAAGACGGAGGAGGAUUACCUGGGGGUCAAGCAUCCCACGUGCAAGAAAUGCGAAGCGCCUGGAGAGAACUGUGCCAAAAAGUGUUCAGAACUUUUAGUGAACACCAUAGCCAAGGCCCAACAGCUCAUGGGAUGUACGAAGAUCGAGGGCCGUCUCAUCAUUAGCAUCACGGGCGGCAAAGCCAUCGCCAAGGAACUGAACGCGAGUCUCGGGAAAAUCGAGGUGGUGACCGAUUACAUCCGGGUCUUCAGCUCGAACGCCCUCCGCUCGCUAAACUUUCUCAAAAGUUUACGAGUCAUCGGGGGUGCCAGUCUGUACAAUGAUAAGUACGCCCUGUAUGUCCACGGAAAUGAUAAUUUGGAGGAAAUCUGGUCCUGGGAAGACCACAAAAAUUUCACCAUUACAGAGAAAAAGGCCUCGGUGCUCUUCCACUCGAACCCGAAGCUGUGUUACAAGAAGAUCAAGGAGCUACUCGAGAGGACCAACCGCGUGGAAAUGACGGCGGAUUGCAACAUGAACCUGACUAAUGGCAACAAGGCAGCGUGUAUGGACAAAACCCUGGACCUGUACCUCACACCCCUCGCUCUUAAAGGCACCGUAAACGUCAGCUGGAACACCGUCUUUAUUAACGACGAUGACAGGAUGUUGACAGGAUACUACAUCUUCUACAAGGUCGCCUACGAGGAGAAUGUUACCUACUUGGAUGGUCGUGAUGCCUGCCACGACGACUGGUCCAGAAAAUACGUGGAGAACAAAGUAUCUGACGGUAUCAUCACGCAAAUUGUCGACGACUUGAAACCUGCGACGAAAUACGCCAUCUACGUCCAGACCGACACUGUGGUGGACGCGGCCAUCGGGGCGAGGUCGAAUAUCAGCUACAUUACGACUUUGCCAUUUAACCCAAGCAAACCCCCGAAUGUCAAAGUGACAGACAAGACAGACAGAUCCAUGACCGUUAUGUGGGGUACCCCGGUCUCGCCCAACGGAGAGAUCGACCAGUACAUCGUGACUGUGAAACUCCUGCCGUAUUUAAACGACUCAGCUCCUGUCUCUUGUUCACACGACGAAAAUGUGCUGAGAGCUCCGAAACUGCCUAUUGAAGAGACGACACGCCCCACGAAAGCCCCCAGCCCCGAGUUUCCCCCCCGCUCCAAGUGGCAGGUGGGGGCGCCAGCAGGAGUAGGGGCAGCGGGAGGAGGGGCAGCAGCGGGGGGCGAGUGCUGCGCGUGCCCCGAGAGCAGGCGGGAGGAACGCCAGCAGGAGAUUGACUUCGAGGAUGAACUCUACGGGUUGGUUUAUAAGAAGUAUCAACGGGACAGACGAUAGUGAUGGCCAUAACCAGCUUAUCCAACUACUCAAUACCUCCGACUUGGAUCCAGCAAUUUAUCAGGACCUCAUCAACAUAUCAAACUCUUUGCCAGCUGCUAAAGAGCCCCAGCAUACACCAAGCGACUGUGAGUUCGUUGAAGACUCGCUCUACUGUAACGACCCCGACCAGUGUCUCUCUCACGGGGCGGCCCGCUGCUGGAGGGAUGCUGCCCGGCUCUUGCAAGGAGAAGGCGGAUCGAUUGUCAAGAAUACAUCGGAGUUGAGUUUGACCAUCACGGGGCUGCAUCACUUCACCAUAUAUGAGAUUAAGGUUGCCGCUUGCCACCGCCCGACCACCGCCUGCCCACUCGGAUCGAACAUGAAGCAGUGUGUGUUGUGUUCGCUUAAUCCCAAGAUUAUUACUGAUACUACCGACGCGAAAGCUGGUGCGAACUUGGUCACGGGGCUGAGGGAAAUCAACACGAGCAGAGACAGCAUAAAGAGCUUCACCUGGACGAGGCCAGCUGAGCCCAACGGAAAGGUGGUGGCCUACAAGGUCAAGAUCCUGCCGAUGGAAACGAUUGGCCAUAUCAAAACUCCGUGUAUCAGCGAGAAGGAAUUUGUCGAGAGGAACAUGACCUUCCACCUCAACAUGAGUCAGCUGCUUCCAGGACGUUACAACUUAAGCGUCGAGACCUACACGAGACCAGACUCCCCCUCGAAUAAGUCCUUAGAAGCUGUUAUCUUUGUUGUUGAGGGGGGACCAGACACCCCGUUGCACUUGAAACUCCUGGCUGUUGCUCUCCUGGUCGGCGUGGUCCUCGUGGUCGUGCUGGCUCUCGUCACCAGAGUCUGCACGAAGCCGGACGAGAAGAUUGUGACGACGCUGAACCCUAUCUAUGCGCAGGAAUCCGGUCUCCCGGCGUGGAUCCAGCACGUCUAUGACAUCAUAGGAAGUCAGGAUAUCAUUGAUUCCUCUGACCUCCACGUCGAAGAAGGACCUCAGCUCGGGGAGGGGAAAUUUGGCCUGGUCCUCAACGGUCGCCUGCGCCUCGAGGCCAAAAAUAUCCCGGUGGCGGUGAAGCAGGUGACCGAUUUCCAAGCCAGGGAGGACAUACUGCAGGAGGCCAAGUUGAUGCUCAAACUGAACUGCUAUCACCUGGUGCGGGCCUAUGGAGUUGUGCCAAAAGCCACUCACAUCCUGCUUGUGAUGGAAUACAUGAACUGCGGGGACUUGCUGCGGUACAUCAGGUCACGGAAACCCCCGGAUGACGAUAUGUUAUCUGUUAUCACCAUCGAUCAUGUCUGCGCAAUGGCCGUGCAGAUAGCGGAUGGCAUGGCGUAUUUGGCCAGCCACAAAAUCGUCCACAGGGACCUCGCCGCUCGCAACUGCCUCAUCAACGACAACAUGAACAUCAAGAUUUCAGACUUUGGCAUGGCGAGACUAACCGAUAAUGACUAUUACAGGAUACGCGAGAGCAAGUAUUUCCCCGUCCGCUGGCUUCCCCCCGAGUACCACUUGAAGUUCACCAGCCAGAGUGACGUGUGGAGUUACGGCAUCGUGUUGUGGGAGAUUCUGUCAGGAGGAGCCCGCCCGUAUGAGCACCUGACGAAUGACAACGACGUCCUGCAGCAGGUGCGUCGUGGAUACACCCUAGAGACCCACAUCCCUAAGGGCACGCCGUCAUUCCUGGCGAAGAUCCUGAUCAGCUGUUGGCGUUACAAGGGCAGCAUGAGGCCGUACUUCCCGCAGCUGGUGGCGGCUCUUCUGCCCAGCACGUCUCCUUGCUUCAUACAGCACUUCAGAAUGGUGUCCUUCUACCACACUGCAGACGGCCAAGAGUACAAGCGUCAGUUGGAGACCCAGCAGGACGUGGACGAGGAUAGUGAUAUCACUUCUCCCCUUAACGAGUCUUCACCCUCACCCUUCUGCCACCCAAUCAGACAAGACGGCCCUCCACUCCCUCCCAGGCCUCUCACUGGCACGAGGUGGCGGCCCUCGUUCCGCUUUCGAGGGGCAACAGUGCCAAGGUACACUCAGCAGCCGACUCACUUGCCUGUCACAGAUUUAGAGAGCCUCACCUUAAGCCAGCAAGUUCUAUCCUCAAACAGAGAGAGAGGCGCCACUUCCCCUUCUCGGAAUGUUACUUCGACACUUGUGGAUCUGACCACAUCUAAGUCCCAGGAAGAGAGUGUUAGAAAGAACGUUAAGACGAGCCCGUUCCACAGUUCAGAUACGGACGUAGUGGUGAUGAACACACACGCGCCAAAAGAUCUGCAUGCACCACUGGCUGCUACCACGCCCAAUCCCAGUAACGUGAUUGUUCAGUUGAACAGUCGUGGUUCAACUUCCACUACUAUUGCAUCCUCCACUGACCCUCCCGGUAGUCCAAGGAAGCUGGAAAUUACUCUUCCCAACUUUAAGUGUUCAAAAAAGAUGUCCGAUAUUAAGCCUUCCCCAUGUUAAUAUGCCAUAAAACGUAAAAGCUCAAUACAAUGCCUCAUAAUAUAUAAUUAUUCUAAGGAUUAUUGUUGCUGUUUGCUGUGGUACAAGUGUUGUAGCAACUAGAAUUGAUAGAGUAUUUGAUAUUGUUUAGAUACAACUUCAGACUCUUGCAAGGCACCUCGUUUGUCAGCAUAUAAAGUACGUGCCUUUCAGAUAGUUGUAUUGUACUGAAGCAUUUUAUUUACACUAUUAUAAGUGACAACACAUUUUCCAAUUAACAAAAUCGACAUAGGCUGCGUAUAUCAAUUUGUCAUAUAGAAAUUGUUAUAUAUGCAUGUUUGAAUCAACAAUACUUUUUAACAGAAAAAUAAGAUUGGAGACCAAACGCUGCUUCAUAUGUAAGAAGAAGGAAUAAUAUAAUAUAAUAUAAUGUUUGAACAUGAACAGUUUUCAUUCAUUAAGUAUGAAAGGAACUUGUGCAUCAUUUAUAUUUAUACUAUAUUUGACAGAAGACACAUUCAGAAGACGAGAUGAAUAAAGGGGUGCUGCCUUUUUACAUGUUUUAUAUUGUUGAAUAUAGUAGAUUGCUUAAAGAUAAGGGAAUGAGAAAUCUAUAGUUUUGUAUGAUCUGAGAAUGAUAUAUUAUCUAAUCGUCUAAUGACAUGUUUAUAAGGAGAUACUUAACAUUAUGACAUGUAAAUGAAUACUAUACAAAUUUUAUAAAAGCAUUUAAUCUUGUCAGUAGAUUGUAUCAGUUGACAAUCGUCGGUAUGGUAUUCUUAUUUUAUAUAAUCUGAACUACAGAUCAUUCAUUAAAUUACAUGACCAACUUCGUCAGUCAAUAAACUAUUUUCUUUUGACUUUGUGUAAAAUGUGUGUAUGAUUUGUUAUAUAUGUAAAAAUAAUAGAUCUCAUUUAUGUUUACUUUCAGGAUGGGUAUUAAAGUUAGUAGCUGGUAGAAUAUAUGGAUAUAUGUUAUUUUCUCUAUAAAACACAUUUAAAAUA
Molecule: messenger RNA, 7426 nt
Organism: Penaeus monodon (black tiger shrimp)
Lineage: Eukaryota; Metazoa; Arthropoda; Malacostraca; Decapoda; Penaeidae
Product: insulin receptor-related protein-like
Biological process (GO): protein phosphorylation; glucose homeostasis; positive regulation of kinase activity
Cellular component (GO): insulin receptor complex; axon
Molecular function (GO): ATP binding; insulin receptor substrate binding; insulin receptor activity
Source: RefSeq, a predicted model, not a curated record